AUGGCGGCGCAGGGGCCCGGCAGCCGCUUUCCCCCGGCGCUGCUGCUGCUCGGCUUGGCCGUGCUCGCCCGCCCGCCGCUGCCCGCCGCCGCCUCCGAGCCGCCUCCUGCCGCCCUCCGAGCCGGCCACGCCGCCUCCUCGCUGCCCGCCGCCGCCGCCGCCCCGCGCACCAGAUACCUUUUAUAUGAUGUGAACCCCCCUGAAGGGUUCAACCUUCGCAGAGAUGUCUACAUUCGCAUUGCUUCCCUUCUAAAGACCCUGCGGAAAAGUGAAAAUUGGGUGUUGGUUCUGCCUCCCUGGGGACAUCUUUAUCACUGGCAGAGCCCUGACAUCCUCCAGGUCCGGAUCCCUUGGUCUGAGUUUUUUGAUAUCCCAAGCCUCAACAGGAACAUCCCUGUCAUCGAAUAUGAGCAGUUCCUUGCAGAGUCAGGUGGGCCCUUUAUUGAACAGAUUUAUGUGCUGCAAGGCUACGCAGAAGGAUGGAAGGAAGGAACGUGGGAAGAAAAAAUAGAUGAAAGGCCGUGCAUUGAUCAGCUGAUGUACUCCAAAGACAAACAUGGCUACUACAGGGGUUGGUUCUGGGGUUAUGAGGAAACACGAGGCCUAAACGCCUCUUGCUUGUCUGUCCAAGGAUCUGCCUCUAUUGUGGCUCCCAUCCUUCUGAAGAACACUUCAGCACAGUCAGUGAUGUUAGACAGAGCUGAAAACCUUCUUCAUGACCACUACGGAGGGAAAGAUUAUUGGAAUACCCGUCGGAGCAUGGUGUUUGCUAAACACCUCCGCGUGGUGGGAGAUGAGUUUAGGAAGAAAUAUCUUCAAUCCACUGAUGAGGCAGACAGGACUCAGUACAAGGAAGACUGGACACAGAUGAAGGUUAAGAUGGCCACAGCUCUAGGUGGCCCAUACCUUGGGGUUCAUCUCAGAAGGAGAGACUUCAUUUGGGGUCACAGAGAAGAUGUGCCUUCUCUGCAAGGAGCAGUAAAGAAAAUCCACAGCCUCUUGGAGACGCUUAAACUUGAAAAAGUUUUUGUAGCCACUGAUGCUGUUGAGGAAGAGAUUGAACUGCUCAAGAAACUGCUGCCUGAGAUGGUGAGGUUUGAACCCUCUCUGGAAGAGCUGGCACUCUAUAAGGAUGGGGGCUUGGCUGUGAUUGACCAGUGGAUUUGCGCACAUGCAAGGUAUUUUAUAGGCACCUCAGUUUCAACAUUUUCCUUCCGAAUCCUAGAGGAAAGGGAGAUCUUGGGAUUUGAUCCAAAAACAACUUACAACCGAUUUUGUGGUGAAACAGAGAAAAACUGUGAGCAGCCCACUCACUGGAAGAUUGUAUAUUAAACACAGAAGUUUUGAUACCAUUAGAGUUCAAAAUAAUAAGGAAAAAUGAUGGGGAAUUACCUGCCUUGGAACAAAGUAUGACCCAGUCCUGUACACUUAGCUCUCAUUGCCCUUCCAGUGUGGGUAUGACAUGGAGUGGCUGUACUACUCAGUGUCUUUGGACCUCACAGCAUUUCUUCGUGGGUCCCCAGUAUGUUCUGCUGUGGUUGCCUUCCCUGAGUGGUCCCAUGUGCAUUGAGUGGUUGCUACAGACUGCAGGGGCCUCCUGGCUGCAGAACUGGGUUAUGGGAGGUGGCAAAGCAAUGCCCAGGAUAUGCGUGUUUAAACCAACCUUGCCUAUUGGAGCAUUUCUUACCUGUCCAUGGUUCUCUCUUGGGUCUGUGGUCAUUUUUUAACUGCAGAGCUGACCAUGCCAACAGGAGUGCUCACCCUGGGAGCACCAGUCUUUGCCCAGGGAGGAACCAAGCUGCCAUCAGAAUAAAAGCAGGGGGCCUGCUCCCACUCCAAGGGAAGAGCCUGCAAGGUCCA
Messenger RNA from Catharus ustulatus (Swainson's thrush), 1860 nucleotides. It is a transcript of the gene POFUT2, whose product is annotated as protein O-fucosyltransferase 2. NCBI's taxonomy places the organism in Eukaryota, Metazoa, Chordata, Aves, Passeriformes, Turdidae. Gene Ontology annotation, biological process: protein O-linked glycosylation via fucose. The record is from RefSeq and is a predicted model, not a curated record. Gene Ontology annotation, molecular function: peptide-O-fucosyltransferase activity. The transcript is spliced from 9 exons. The coding region runs from base 1 to 1332 and encodes 443 amino acids.